Messenger RNA from Aspergillus versicolor CBS 583.65, 2300 nucleotides. RefSeq names its product fungal specific transcription factor domain-containing protein. Bases 331 to 2187 code for a protein of 618 amino acids. The transcript is spliced from 4 exons. The record is from RefSeq and is a predicted model, not a curated record. Gene Ontology annotation, molecular function: DNA-binding transcription factor activity, RNA polymerase II-specific; DNA binding; zinc ion binding. Gene Ontology annotation, biological process: regulation of DNA-templated transcription; DNA-templated transcription. NCBI's taxonomy places the organism in Eukaryota, Fungi, Ascomycota, Eurotiomycetes, Eurotiales, Aspergillaceae.
CACCACUGUUGUAUGCUGUAGGAGUCUCGGGCUGUUAUCGUGGUUACCGUCGAGUAUAUCCCGGCAAUGUCUCCAACGCGUGUCUCCAACGCGGGGCUCCAGCUUCUCGCAGAACUCCGAGGGUCUCCAGUCUGGCGCUCUGGACCGCCAAGUUGGUCCAGUCUGUUGAUGGUGGAGCAGCAGUGGAACUUUAGACCGUUCGUCGAUUGGACCCCAGUCCCUUUUGGCCUCGGACGCGGGGCGGCCAUGGACUCUGAUUACUGAUGCAGUGGCAUUCGUUCACGAAUUCCUUUUGUCUGCGUUCAUCGCUCAUGCUGAGAUAGCCAGAUCAUGCCUGCUCUCUCGGGUGGAUGUGGCUUUUGCCUGUCCCAUCACAUCCGCUGUGACCUGCUCAACGGCAACUCGCCCUGUUUAACAUGUCGCGACUACGGCAUCAAGUGUCCCCCGGGGGACGAGACAGAUGACUCGGUCUCGAUGACGGACGCUGGCGAGUCUCCCAUGGAGGAGGUCAUUCAUACGCCAGAAGCACACGAACAAGGUCGCUUCGACAUCGAGCGCAUCCACUGGAUGGCUCCUCUCGAUCACUACAAGAGCGUUGCCCACGACCUGCUUGGGUUCCCAGUCCCCGGCAUCCCCGACAUCCCCCAGCCGACAGAGAAAACUACGCUCCUCCCUCCGUUUAUCCAGAAGCUGCCCAGUCUCGCCGAUGAAGACGCCGACUAUCUCAAAGCCAAAGGGGUCUUCUCCCUGCCAGACGAGCGGCUGCAGAACGAGCUGUUGCGGACAUUCGUCCUCCACGUCCACCCCUACCUCCCCGUCCUCGACCUCCCUCCUUUCCUACAGGCCAUCGCCGACAACAAUGGCCAUUCCUCCGUUAGUCUACUCUUAAUGUACGCCGUGAUGUUCUCGGCCAUUGCAUUCGUCGACCCAACACACAUCCAGCGCGCGGGAUACACAUCCAGGAAGGCCGCACGCCAGGAAUUCUUCCGCAAAGCACGAGUACUAUACGACUUCGACGUCGAACGCGACCGCAUCGUGCUCAUCCAGACUGUGCUCCUCAUGACCUACUGGCACGAGAACCAGGACGACCCCAAAGACUUCCGGCACUGGCUCGAGAUCGCCCUGUCGCAAGCCGCCCUCGCCAUGCCCAUCAAGGAGCACGGACAGCGCACGCGCGCAAGCACAUUCACCUCGCCAGGCCUCUGGAAGCGUCUCUGGUGGUGCAUGUACACGCGCGACCGCCUCAACUCUCUGAAUCUGCGGCGCAGCCCUGUCAUCAAAGACGCAGAGUUCACCGUGCCCCUGCCUACGCUCUCCGACUUCGACAUAGCCAUAUACCCGCCUUCUGUCCUCGCCAUGCCGAUCCUAGGAGCCUGCGAGGUCCUCCGGAACCCAACGCAGCAGCAGCACCUGGCAACCUUGUUCAUCGAGAAGGCCAAUCUCUGCUGCACAAUCAGCGGGAUUAUCUUCCCCAUCACCAACGCCGCGGUCUUUGCGCCCGCCGUGUUCACACAUUACAUCGCCGCCCUGGACGACUGGCAUAAGAAUCUACCCAAGGAGGUGCAAUACCACCCACCCCCGUCACGCACAGCCCUCUCCGAAGGCGAGCGCGCCCUCUUCGCAUACCGCGCCUGGCUGGAGAUGAUAUACCUCGCCGCAUCAGGCGCGCUGCACCGCCAGAACCAAGCACAGAGCCAAAAAUCACUCCAGUCCGGCGACAGUAGCAGUGAACCCACCAAUACAUGCGCGGACGGGAUUCGAUCCGUCACGCAGUCCAUUGCAGGGGUUGCGGAUGGGCUGGACCAGCUGGACCUCGUGCACUGUCUGCCGACGACGACGGUGGGGUUACUCACGCCGGUGCUGGCGACGCAUUUCAUGAAUAUCCGGUCGGAGACGCCGGAUCUGUGGCGCAAUGCGUUCCAGUCGCUGUAUCAGUGUCUCAAGGUGCUGGAGAAGCUGGGGGAGGUUUAUGAGCUUGCGGAGAGCAUGGCGGGAUUCUUCCAGGCGACGAUCUGUGGGGAUGUCAAUGCAAAUACGAGCAUGAGCACGAGCACGUCAGAGUCAGAGAAUGGCGAAGGGAGGGAACGGGCGUUUCUGCAGCGGACGUUGACGGCGGAGGAACUGGAUGGGUUUGCGCGGCUGGUGUGGGGGGGGGCGAACGGGCUUGCAGAGGUUGUAAUAGAAUAGAGAAAGAGUUGGUUAACUAGAAUGAGUGACACAUGCGAUUGCAAAUUCUCCAGAGACCAUACUUGUCCAUGAUAGACGCUGCAGGAAUAUUAUAGGCUGGCAGUGGUGCAACC